Austrofundulus limnaeus is the source of this 596-nucleotide messenger RNA. RefSeq names its product tumor necrosis factor receptor superfamily member 14. The record is from RefSeq and is a predicted model, not a curated record. NCBI's taxonomy places the organism in Eukaryota, Metazoa, Chordata, Actinopteri, Cyprinodontiformes, Rivulidae. Gene Ontology annotation, biological process: positive regulation of cytokine production involved in immune response; negative regulation of alpha-beta T cell proliferation; positive regulation of T cell migration. Gene Ontology annotation, cellular component: membrane; external side of plasma membrane. Gene Ontology annotation, molecular function: protein binding; transmembrane signaling receptor activity.
GUUUUAAUCCUGACUGCUCCUCGUCUGCUUCUGUCUGCUGCACAGAUGUUGACCUGCAGGUUUCAGCUCCUCCAACAUCUCAGUAAAAUCAUGUCUGCAGAUCAACUGACUUCUCAUCCUGCUCUCUAAGAUGAAGCUAAGAGGAAAACUGCUCCUUAUGCUGAGGGUCUCCAGUGUUUCCUCCAUCACAUGUUAUCUUACAGAGUAUCAGAUAGGAGAAGAAUGUUGUCCUCUGUGUCCUGCAGGAAAUCGGGUUAAAACAGACUGCACAGAGUUUAGGAGUACUUUCUGUGUUUCCUGUUCUGAAGAAACAUUCAUGGAUAAACCAAAUGGUUUAAAAAAAUGUACUGCAUGUUCUGUUUGUCCUGCAGGUUCGGGUCUAAAAGUAAAGAAACCCUGCUCACGCAGCUCAGAUACAGUUUGUGAAGCUCUGGAAGGAUUUUUCUGCCUGGAACUGACAGGUUCAGGCUGUUCAGCAGCUCAGAAACACAAGAGCUGCAAACCAGGACAAUACAUCAGCACAACAGGAAGCUCCUCCUCAGACGCUGAAUGUUCUGACUGCAGCAGUGGAACAUUUUCUGAUGGAUCAUCAACAU